Molecule: messenger RNA, 2099 nt
Organism: Patiria miniata (bat star)
Lineage: Eukaryota; Metazoa; Echinodermata; Asteroidea; Valvatida; Asterinidae
Product: solute carrier family 46 member 3-like
Exons: 9
Coding region: 167-1702 (511 amino acids)
Biological process (GO): transmembrane transport
Cellular component (GO): plasma membrane
Molecular function (GO): transmembrane transporter activity
Source: RefSeq, a predicted model, not a curated record
UGCAAAGAGAGUCCGAUGCCAGCUGAUCAGCUGAUGGCUGAAUGAUGCAUCGAUCAUGGGGGAAUAAAAACAUCGAUCAAGUUUAAAAAGACAGAAACUCAACUACAGUGUUUAGUGGAAAACCAAGCCAAAUGGGAUUUGGCCGUUUCGGUGUGUAUAGCGUAUUAUGAAAGCUGUCUACUAUGCACCAGGUACAUGUGCGAUGACUGAGAUGCCCGAAGCAACAGACAUGUCGGAUACAGAAAUCCUCGUGAAAAACGAUGACGAAGAGACAGAGUGGGUCGGGGACCGGCUAAGGGCCAGCCGGCGCUGGAUCACCAUCGAGCCGGUAAUCUUCACGUGCCUGAUCGCCUACGGCACCAUCCAAACCCUGCGCACCGAGUACAUGCGCCUGCUGAUAUCCCGCGAGCACGGCGUGAACGGGACCGACGUGGACACGGGCUGCAGCGAGAACACCUCCAGCCCCGAGUACCGGCUGGAGCAGCGCAUCCAGUCCGAGACCUCGCUGCGCGUCAUGUACCUCCUCGCCUGCAGCGCUGGCCUGAACAUCCUCUCGGCGCCGCUUCUGAGCACGUGGAGCGACCACGCGGGACGCAAGGCGGCGCUGUUCAUCUGCAGCUUCGGGAUCUUUGUGAACUGCGCCGUCUACUUGGCUGUGACGGGCUUCCACCUGUCCGCGAAUUUUCUCUUCAUCGGCGAGUGCGCUCAGGGCCUGACUGGCAGUUUGAUCCUCGUUAUAGCGGUCUCGCUGGCAUACAUAGCGGACGUCACGACCAAGAACAGGCGCAUGUUUCGCUUCGUCGUCAUCGACACCACGCUGUUCUUCGCCAUCGCGGUCUCCCAGGUGGCCAUGGGAUACGUGGUGAAGUAUUUCGGGUUUGUCCCGCCUUUUGCGACGAUGUGCGCAGCUUGCGGGCUGUCAAUCCUAUACAUCGUGAUACCCCAGUUGCUGCUGGAGACGCGCGAGAAAGACACAAAUGGCUCUUCAGCCACGAAGCAGUUAUCGGCGAUGUUCAAGAGCCUCGUUGUGGUGCUUAGCGUCAAAGAGGGCAGCAGACAUAUCCGCCUUGCCCUCCUGAUUAUGACAAGUUUCUUCUUCACUCUAAUGUUCAAUGGAGCUAUGGGUACGUCGGUCUUGCUUGGGCUGGGCUCGCCCAUUUGUUGGUCUACAAUAACAGUAGGAAUCUUCACAGCUGUCACCUUGUUUGUAGGUUGCCUAGGACUCCUUGUCGGUGGGUUGACCCUUCCCCGUUGUCUCAAGGAACAUUGGAUCCUCUAUCUUAGCUGCUUGAGUUCCGUUGGCUGCUAUCUCCUGACGGGGUUCGCCACCUCGUCGCUCUUCAUGUUCAUGGCCAGCAUUAUUGGCUGUAUUCGGAACCUGCCUGGGCCAGUCAUUCGCACCAUGUUGUCCAAAGAAGUAUCUGAAGAUGAACAAGGUGUCAUUUUUGCAAUCAUUGGUGUCAUCGAAAGUGUGGCCAGUUUCGGCUCGCCACUAAUGCUAGGGGCGUUGUACGCAAAGACGGUGGAAUUCGACGGAGGACUAGCGUUUUUUGUUCUAGCGGCAAUCAACGUCGUACCGGUAGCACUUAUAAUGAUUCUGCAUGGCAUGUCAAUACGCAAAGGGAGGAUGGACAAAAAGAUUGCAAAGGAUUGCCCAACUCCAGUACAAGUAGCUGAAGACGUACCAGACCAGUCGACUUAGAUCCGUGUUCCUGUAUUUUUGAUAUGCAUUGUGGCGAGCGUCGUGUGCUACAUUAGUGAAAAUAUUGUUCAUGCCACUGAAACCGGAGAUACACGCUGGCUGGGUGGGCCAACAGACCAAGUGCCUGGCCCACAUCCCAAAAUUGUACAUACACCCAAAAAUCAAUGGCAAGUACAAAAAGACGGGGGUAAAAUAAAUCUUGAACAUGAUGAGGACGAAUUCUACAGAUGUGCACUGGCCCCGAGAACUUUAGAAUACGACGACUAAUGUAGUCACUGAAAGCCUAUGAAAAAUAAUAAUAAUAAUAGUGGGACAGUAUUUAUAAAGCGCACGUAUCCACCAGGACUGGUGCUCAAGGCGCUACAUCAUUAUUACCCCUGCUCAUUUGGGCCCAUGA